Molecule: messenger RNA, 1922 nt
Organism: Suricata suricatta (meerkat)
Lineage: Eukaryota; Metazoa; Chordata; Mammalia; Carnivora; Herpestidae
Gene: CFAP53
Product: cilia and flagella associated protein 53
Exons: 8
Coding region: 212-1771 (519 amino acids)
Source: RefSeq, a predicted model, not a curated record
AGACUCAGCUCCUCAGCUCCGGGAGGAAGUUGCGAAUACCGGCGUCUAUGGUCACCAUGGUGACGGGACCGACUUCGGCCCCUCCCACCUGCCCCUCACCCUGCCGGGCGCACCAUGGCAACCAGACCUCUGCCUUGCGGAAGCUGGUCCCGCUGGUCUCCACAGUUGGGAAACCGCGGCGGACGCCGCCCCCGUCCCAAGGGACCCGAAAAUGUACAGCCAGCGAUUUGGCAUCAUACCGCGGGAGGUUAAGGGCCCCACUCCCAAGGUGGUGAUCGUGAGAGCUAAGCCUCCCAAAGUUCAAGGGGCUGAGCAACAUCUGCAAAGAAUCCAACAGAGCCAUCAGAAACAUCAUGCUGUCUUGGCUUCCAUUAAGUCAAAGGAGCGAGAUCGCUUGAAAGUUGAGUGGGACCAGCAUAAUGAUCACAAGUUUGUGGACAGUCUUGUGAAAGCAAGAAUCAAGGAUGCCAUGCAAGGUUUUAUCAUCAACACUGAAGAAAGACGAAAUAAGCUACGUGAACUUUUAGCAUCAGAAGAAAAUGGGUAUUUUAAUGAAAUGCAGUUGAAAGAAGAAACAAUUGAGGAGAAAAAAGAUAGAAUGAGAGAUAAAACCAGAUUAUUGAGAGAGAAGAAAGAAAAAGAGAGACAGGAUUUUGUGGCUGAAAAACUAGACCAGCAGUUCAGGGAAUGCUGUGAGGAGCUCCGUGUUCAGUUGUCCAGUGUCCAUCAGAAGAAGGUGUGCGAGGAGCGGAAAGCACAGAUAGCUUUGAAUGAGGAGCUGAAAAGGCAGAAACUGGUGGAAGAGCAGAUGUUCUUGAAGCUCUGGGAGGAAGACCGAUUAGCCAAGGAAAAGCGAGAAGCCGAAGAGGCGAGGAGGCAGAAAGAGCUGGCGGAGAACACACUCCUGGGGCUGAAUGCCCAGAUCACCAGCAUCAAGGUGCAAAGACGGGCCGCGCAGCAGCUGAAGGAAGAGGAGGCCCGUUUGGUGGAAAGUGACAAAGCACGGGUGAAACUUGAGAAUGAACAGGAUAAGCUAAAGAAAUGGAAAACAAAACAGGAACUUAGGGCUGCUUUGCAAAAAGCCCUCCUAGAGAAGACAGAGCAUAUUCAGCAAGAAUGCAGAGAAGAAGAGGACUUGAACAUGAAGCUUGUGCAGAGGGCCCUUCAAGACUUACAGGAUGAGGCUGAUAAAAAGAAGCAAAAAAAGGAAGACAUGGCAAGAGAACAGGAGAUAUAUCGUCAGUAUGUGGCGCAGCGGCGUGAGGAGGAAAGAGCUCAGGAGAAAGAAUUGGACAGAAUAUUAGAGGCACAGAAGGAAAAGAAAUUGGCUGAGAAGGACAAGGAGCUGAGACUUGAAAAGGAGGCAAGGAGACAACUUGUGAAUGAGGUCAUGUGUACAAGAAAACUUCAAGUUCAAGAAAAAUUACAACGAAAGGCAAAAGAACAGGAAGAGCGUGCUAUGGAAAACGAACGUAUAAAUGAAGGUCUUAAAGAGCUUAACCGUGAAGAAAAGGAGAAUUUUGCAAGACGCUCCCAUUUGGCCCAGGAGUACAGGAGGCAACUUCAGAUGCAGAUGUCAUACCAGCAGAAGGCCCGGGAAGCAGAGAAAGAAGAGGAGCGCAGAGAGUUUGAAGCAGGGGUAGCAGCAAACAAGAUGUUCUUGGACAAGGUCUCGGAGAUCCUGUCCGUCCACCCCGUGCUGCCCCGGAACGUCCAUCCCAUGCAGAGGGCCUGCCCGGAUCUGCUGCCACCACAGUCUCAUAAGUGUUAAUAUAUUUUUGCUCAGUCUCUUAAUGUGUUUAAGCACAGUAUUUCAACUCACAGAUAAACUUUCUUUUAUUUCUCUGAAUCUGCAUAAUUCCACAUAAUGUUACUCCUUCAAAUAAACUUCGUGCCUUUUUUAAGGCUUUAUAGACUUAGAA